Messenger RNA from Suillus subaureus, 834 nucleotides. RefSeq lists its product as uncharacterized. The transcript is spliced from 4 exons. The record is from RefSeq and is a predicted model, not a curated record. Bases 1 to 834 code for a protein of 277 amino acids. NCBI's taxonomy places the organism in Eukaryota, Fungi, Basidiomycota, Agaricomycetes, Boletales, Suillaceae.
AUGGAAGUUGUGGAUAACACUCCUCCACCCAAGCAUAUCAAACAAGAGGCAGAAGGUGACGUGAUUGCUGGAGAGGCCUUGAGGGCAAAAUACAAGAACAGCGACCUUCCUCCUGGCUGCUUGGACCAAAAUUUAUGGUGCGGGGUGUUUAUCCCCACAGUGGCACAUGCAGCUGGUGGCAAGAAUGUCCACCCUUGGUUGAUUGAGGAUGAUGUACUCAUCCCAAUUCUUACUAAGGCAUGGAACAUCGUUUAUGCAGACAAUCCAUCCCUGAUGAAAUACCAAAUUGUACCUGGUGGUGCUGUCUAUCAUGUGGUUAAACAAUGCCUCAGUGAAUGGCACGGAGGGUUUGGAUCUGCCGCUGUCAUGAUCAUUAUGAGUCUCAUGGCUUCUGACACUACAUAUGAAACUGACCAAGAGCAUACCGAGUUUGCCAAGUUCUGGCUCGAAGACAACUGCUUCCUUUUCUCAGAUGUUAGCUCUGAUGACCCAGAGGCAUGGUCAGGGAUGUGGCAGUCUACAUUUAUGUUGCAGACUUUCGCUGCACACCUAAACUAUACUCAAGGCCAGAUGGAAAUUCCAGCACUCAACAGCAAAGAUGAAAUCAUGUGGGCAUCACUUGCUUUGUCAGCAGGGGCAGUAAAACGCACUCUGUACCUCCUUUCUGUAGGAUUGAUGAGUUUUACCAUCACAGUGGCUACUGGGAAGGGAAAGAAGAAAGCUGCUAAUACUACACACAAGGGUAAGGCAUCUGCUUCUAAUGGAAACAUCUGGGAGGCUGUGAUUGGGGAGAAUGAGAGCUUCUCUGAGCCACUCUGGGGUUACAAUACAUGA